AUUAUUGUAUGGCAACACUAUAAAAACUGGAUUGGCGAGGAAGGGGUAAGCGGAACCUGGAACGGAGAAUAGCUGGGAGCUCACUUUUGAUCGGGACGAGCUGAUGGAAGGACAUCAGAGGCAACUAAGGGUCGACCUGCCGGAAGGAGCCAUAAUAUCUCAGAAGUGCUCAGAUCUUCACGCUCAUAACCGUCGGUCUACAAAUUUAAAGACAUGUCGGACAAUAGUGAAGCUGGGCCGAGUGGUCUUCAGUUAGCAAUAGGAAGGAAGAGGAUCUUAAAUAUGCCAUCUUCGUCAGAUGAAGAUGAACCACCCACUAUACGUAGACGAAUACAGAAUGAUAUAAUAGAAUCGAGUGGCAGCAGCGUUACAACUACGAAUCGAACCAUGAUCGAUGCUACAGAUUUUAUCAAUGCACUAACAGGACGUACCAAGCCCGUCUUUAGUAUGCAACAUAUGUUGAAUGCUAUACCUGAGUUUGAUCCCGACAGUCGCGCACAAAAUAUAGAUAUUUGGUUGCGAAAAGUAAACGAGUGCGCUCUGAUUUACGAGUGGACUGAUCGCCAGACAUCACACUGUGCCACCCAAAGAUUAAGGGGCACCGCCAAGAGUUGGUACAGCUCCCAGCCCAGUUUAGAUUUUACGUGGAUAGAAUGGCAACAGAAACUUAGACGUGCAUUUCCCGUUGAUGAUAAUUUCGCUCUGAUGCUCGAGGAGAUGUUUGGUAGAAAGACGGACCCAGAAGAAAGUUUACGGUCGUAUUUUUACGACAAGCUUAUGCUAUUGACCCGGUGUGGAAUAACAGGAAAACAAGCCGUCGAUUGUCUUAUUCACGGAAUAACGAAUAUUUCUCUGAGGAAUAGUGCCACAGCUUUGAAGUGUCAAGAGCCGGAAGAUCUUUUACACUACUUUGUAUUACAGCAGCCUCAAGGUGUUUUAAUAUCACAAACACAAAGAAAGAGGGGAUAUACUACUAGAUUUGACAACUUCAUCUCACUCAAGAAAGCUAAAUGCUACUAUUGUGGUAGCGAAGGACAUAUGACGAAUAAGUGUUUUAAGAGGAAUAGAAUAGAAUCAACAGAUACUAAAAACAAGGCGUGUUUCAACUGUAAUCAAGAAGGGCAUCUGGUUGCUAACUGUCCGAAGGCCGUGAAUAAAUGUAAAAUUUGCUUCAAAUUGGGACACACUGAAGAAAACUGUUAUCGAAAUCGUUAUGCGCCCAAAAAUGAUAACGUUAGAACAGAAAGAGUUCUACACGUCUCCAGUGAUCGUGAGAGAAAUAAUGAUAAAUUUGUAAAACAAUGCGAUAUUGAUAAUAAAUCAUUUCAAUCAUAUAUUGACUUUGGUAGUGAGUGCUCAUUAAUACAGUGUAAAAUUGCUAAAUCAUUACAGCUAAAAAAAAACCUAUCUUGAUUUGCCUGUUAUAAAGGGUUUUGGAAACGGUCGUGUUUUACCGCUUUUUAAAUCUGAGGUUAUGAUUUCUAUUGACGACGUCGAUACACGUAUCGAAGUUUACGCUGUAUACGACGACCUUUUACAACACCCUUUACUCAUUGGUCAGAAUUUUACAGAGCUUCCCAAUGUUACAGUGUUGAAAAACUGCAAGAAGCUGAUAUUUUAUAAAUCACCUCUGCCUGAAUUAAAUGCACCAAAACUUACGUUGGCUCUAUCCGAGGAAGUUGUUUUGACAGGUUCUCACUUGGUACCCGUAGUUAGUAAUCGAGAUUAUACUGGUGACAUAUAUGUUGAGGGCCAGAAUAGAAACGAACCCGGAAAGGAGUAUUAUGUGCACCAAGGCGCGUAUAAUGUGGUAAAUGGCAAGGGUAAUAUAUUGGUAUGGUAGGUCCAAAGAACCCUUUUGUCUUAGGCAAAACACUAUAUUAUCUAGGGCUAUAAUCUUUACAGAAACGAACGAAAUAAAUGUUAGACGUAUAAAUGAAAAUAAAGCGGUGCCUCCAAUCAAAAUUGAGGACAUUAAAGUAGGAACAAAUUUAAGUCCUGAUGAUUUAGAGAAACUGCACAGUUUGCUCCAAAAAUAUCGCGAUGGUUUUGCCAUGUCUUUGGAUAAAAUAGGUUGUGUUUCACAAGAAUUUCAAAUGAACAUUAAAUUAACUGAUGAUAAACCCGUUGUGUACAGACCAUAUCGCUUGUCACAUUCGGAAUGAGCCAAAGUUAGAGAGAUGAUUAAUGAACUAAAGGAUAAUGACAUUAUACGCGAUUCUAACUCUGAUUAUGCUAGUCCUAUUUUAAUGGUUAAAAAGAAGACUGGCGAACAAAGGCUAUGUGUCGACUUUCGAGCACUGAACAGUAAAACUGUUA
Cydia splendana is the source of this 2319-nucleotide messenger RNA. RefSeq lists its product as uncharacterized. The transcript is spliced from 2 exons. The coding region runs from base 214 to 1413 and encodes 399 amino acids. The record is from RefSeq and is a predicted model, not a curated record. NCBI's taxonomy places the organism in Eukaryota, Metazoa, Arthropoda, Insecta, Lepidoptera, Tortricidae. Gene Ontology annotation, molecular function: zinc ion binding; nucleic acid binding.